CAUACACUACCUCUCUAAUCUUCCCAACCUUCCACUCCAAAGCAAACAAAUCGCAACCAUGCAAUUCUCUCAGCUCCUCCUGGCCACCCUCUUCGCCGCGCCCGCGGUCCUCGCUGCUCCCGUUGCCGGAGUCUCCAUGAUGGCCGCCGGCCCUGAGUGGACUAUCCAAAACAUGAAGCGCGUCUGCGCCUCCAACGAUUCCUCCUGCACCUGGACCUUCGGCAUCUACCCCGGCUCGGGAGCUGCUACUGCCUGCACGUACGUGGUGACUGCCAAUACUGCCUCUCAGGCCAACGGCGGCCCCUCCUCGUGCGGCGACUACACCAUUACCUCUGGCUGGAGUGGCCAGUUCGGCCCUGGCAAUGGCUUCACCACCCUCUCCGUUGUCAACGGCAAGACUCGCCAGAUCAUCUGGCCCGCCUACACCGACAAGCAGCUUGCUGGUGGCAAUGUCGUCACACCCGAUCAGAGCUAUGCUCCUGCUGCUCUUCCCUAAAUAAGAAGACCCAUCAACUCAGAAUGGGGUUGGCGAGAUCCGGAGGGCCCCACCGAUAAUCAUUCGGUUGUGGCGUCCGACUUUGGAUUGAGGAUUCCAUAAAUCUGGAAGUGUACAUAAUCAAUGACCCUGCCAAAGCCUAGCUCACUGCAUUAAUAUAUCCACGAAAAAUCCGAUGCA
This is a messenger RNA of Penicillium brasilianum, 676 nucleotides long. NCBI's taxonomy places the organism in Eukaryota, Fungi, Ascomycota, Eurotiomycetes, Eurotiales, Aspergillaceae. The record is from the annotation of a GenBank genome assembly.